AGAGGACAAAGAAUGCAAAGGUUACAUGAUAGGAUGUCCUCAUGUGUCACGCCCAGCAGCAUGGUUCACUAAUUCCUAUAAAAUCCAUAAUCAAAACUUGAUCGGGAAAAUGAAAUUCCUGUUUUUAGCAACAUUAUUUUUCUCCUACAUUGUACCAGGCCUUUCUUAUUGCUUUGCUUCCAAUACUACCCUUCCAAGCUGUGUCGUCUGUGAUCCUAAUGCUUCAUGUAAAAGAGGGAAUGAUUUUGCAUGCGAGUGUAAUGCUGGUUACGUCGGAGAUGGAGUAAAAUGCUACAAUAUAUCAACGUGUGCAAUCCAGAACUGCUGUGAUCCUGGUUUUCAGUUUAACACUACCACCAACUGCUGUGAUCCAAAAUUGUGCUUACCAGCUUGUGCCAAGGAUGAACUAUGCCAGGGUUCUGGAAGAGCAUCAAACUGUUACUGUAAUCCUAAUACAUAUACUGGGAUUGGACUCUCAGCCCUUGUCCCAGCCCUUACCUGCCAGUCAACUUCAUACACAAUUGGUAUUAGCAAAUGCCAUUUGGAUGCUUUGGGCCUAAACUCAUCAGCAGUAUAUCUAAAUAACAUGACGUGCAGAGGAUCUCCACAAAUAAUUGGCUCCCAAAGCAUGGUUGCCAUUACAGUCAAUCAGAACAUUCUGCAGUGUGGAACCAUUGAAUCGAGUAAUAGCACACAUGCAAUUUUUUCCAACACGCUCUUCAUUGACCCUGCUUUAGUCCAGGGAUUAUUUUAUACAUCUGCUGGCAUAAACAUUCCAUUCCAUUGUGCCUAUCCAAUAAACAUGACAGCAAGUGUGUUAUCAGCAGUAAACCCAGUUAUAAGCUCUACAACACUUCAAUCUCUUAAUGGUUCUGGAGUCUACAGAGCUGUGAUGUCUCUUUUCAACAGUUCUGCUUUCACAUUUCCCUAUACAAAUGGUCCUAUAAAUGUGACUGCAGGGACAACAAUGUAUUUUGGAACAUUUCUUCUGGAUGCUUACAACACAACCCUUGCUUUAGUGACAGAUUCCUGCUAUUUCACUGCUACCAACAACUCUGCCGAUACCACUAGAUAUACACUCAUGCAGAAUGGUUGUUCUGUUGUUUCAAGUUCUGCUUUCCAAAUAAUAGAAAAUGGACUGAGUACUCAAGACCGUUUCAGUGCGCAGACCAUAAAAUUUGCUAAUUCAAAAGAAAUGUACCUAUUUUGCGAUGUCCAUAUGUGUGACAAGACCCAUGUUGCAAGCUGUGCACCAACAUGUUCCUCUACAAGAAGUGGAAAAUCCUCUGACACUGAAGGAAGCCAGACAUUAGGCAUCAAAUUGUUGUUUGGUGAUGACACACCAAGCUCAAGUGCUUCAGCUUAUCCUAAAGGUGUCCAGUGGAUUUUGGCCAUCUUUUCCGCACUUGUGUUGCUGGGCUGGAACUGAAUUUAAAAUAAGGACAAAUGACAAUGGAAUGAAGUAUCUGGGAAACAUAUGAAGUUAUUUUUUGCUGCUAUUCUCUACGUCUCUGAUUAAACUACAGACUUCUGCAAUGAUUGUUAGACUUUUUAUUAUUUAUGCAUCAUUAUACAGAAAACAUUUGUAUACAAAAAAAUGCGCACACAAAUCCAGAAAGAAGAAAUGUGCAUUAUUUAUCAAUGUAGGUAAGAGACUGGUCUUAAUGCUGUUCACAGAUAACUGUAUGUUUUAAGAAUCAUACAACUUAAAUAAACAAUCUUUCUAAGCA
Messenger RNA from Protopterus annectens (West African lungfish), 1730 nucleotides. RefSeq names its product uromodulin-like. The coding region runs from base 26 to 1429 and encodes 467 amino acids. The record is from RefSeq and is a predicted model, not a curated record. Gene Ontology annotation, biological process: neutrophil migration. NCBI's taxonomy places the organism in Eukaryota, Metazoa, Chordata, Ceratodontiformes, Protopteridae. Gene Ontology annotation, cellular component: cell surface; apical plasma membrane. The transcript is spliced from 13 exons.